Pseudovirgaria hyperparasitica is the source of this 975-nucleotide messenger RNA. RefSeq lists its product as uncharacterized. Bases 272 to 868 code for a protein of 198 amino acids. NCBI's taxonomy places the organism in Eukaryota, Fungi, Ascomycota, Dothideomycetes, Acrospermales, Acrospermaceae. The transcript has a single exon. The record is from RefSeq and is a predicted model, not a curated record.
UGACUUUAGUAUGAACAUUGUCCAAGCCAUAUCCCAAACUACAAUUUUUGUUCUUGGAGGUUGUCUAGCAUAGAUCAUUGGCUACGACAAAUAGCUCUAAUCAAUCAAUUAUCGGCACUUUGAUACAUUCUUCGAACUUUUGCUACUCAAGAGCAUUCCUAUUAAUGUGGAGUGGUUUUGGUCAGUUGGAUCUCAAGAAGUGUGAUCUCUUUCGCUCACAGGGAUAUCUCGAAGCCUUGUCCAUCGACGCUCUCCAUUUUUUAACUCUAUUAUGCUUCAAUCACGCGACAAUACCUCCGACUCAGCAAAGAUAGGCGUCAUAAUUACUUUCAGUCUUGUCUUCGGCAUACUGAUUUUGGUGUUAUGCUGCGUAUCUCAAAAAUCUAAAAAUGUGUACCACUCGGAUGUUGAAAGCAUCUCAAUCAUUCCGAUGAGGAGACUCCGUAUAAUUCGCGGCGCAGCUGGCGCUGAUGGGGCCCCUGGUCCUCCAGGACCUCAGGCUAGACCUGGCACAUGUGGUCCACAAGGGAUACCUGGACCUCAGGGAGUACCCGGACCUAAUGGAAUGCCUGGACCUCAAGGAAUGCUUGGACCUCAGGGGGUACCCGGAGCUCAAGGGAUAUCUGGGCGUCAAGGACCAGCUGGCGAGCGUGGUGAAACGGGAUCGCCAGGACGUGACGGCUUAGCAGGUAGGUCCGGGUCGCCCGGUCUAGAGGGUCAAAGGGGUAGAGAUGGCAGAGAUGGCAAAGACGGUAGAGAUGGUAGAGAUGGAAGGGAUGGCAUACCUGGUGCACAAGAUGAACAGGGACCCCAGGGUACACAGGGACUUCCAGGAGAGCCAACUUCUCCUCCUCAAGUUCCUGCUUAGAUCCGCAGAUUGGGACGCGUAUUGGGCGGGGUCAACAGAGCGUUAAUGUAAUUUUGACAGGCUAAGUUGCGAGCAGGCUGCAUGUAGAGUACCACAAAUGACGAAGA